Oncorhynchus gorbuscha (pink salmon) is the source of this 1501-nucleotide messenger RNA. RefSeq names its product protein disulfide isomerase Creld1 (gene creld1a). NCBI's taxonomy places the organism in Eukaryota, Metazoa, Chordata, Actinopteri, Salmoniformes, Salmonidae. The transcript has 7 exons. Gene Ontology annotation, molecular function: calcium ion binding. The record is from RefSeq and is a predicted model, not a curated record. Bases 232 to 945 code for a protein of 237 amino acids.
CAAGGGCUAGCCUGUCUGAAUGCAAACCAGAUCCGAUGAGCAACAAGAACGACGACAGCUGAACUCAACAGAGUAGAAAGACUGCGGUCCCACACAGACUUGCACAGUUCAGUCAUUCAUUUGAAGGGUGCCUUCGGACAAAACCGUUUGCUGUUCACGCUCAGCGUCGAAAAACUUAGAGAACUCGGUGGUCCAAUCCACUCUCUCAUACUGUCUCAGUGGCUGCUUGAUAUGAUGAGGACUGGCUGGCACCUCCUUGCUGCAGGGCUGUACUCAGUGCUGUCCCAGGUAGUUCUGGUCCGAGGCUGUAUGGACUCCUGUAAGGAAUGCUCAGGGCCUCAGAAUGACCUGUGUCUGGAGUGCAGAACAGGCUGGACCCUCCAUGACAACACAUGUGUAGACAUAGAUGAGUGUGGCACAGAGCUGGGCCAGUGUCCCCCCAACACCUACUGCUUCAACACAGAAGGCAACUAUCAGUGCAAAGGCUGUGACCAGGCCUGUGUAGGCUGUAUGGGUGCUGGGCCAGUUCGCUGCAGGAAGUGUGCUGCUGGCUACAGACUAACCGGAGCAAAGUGUUUAGAUAUAGAUGAAUGCAGUGAGCGGGUUCUGGCGUGUUCAGGGCUGGAUGAGAUCUGUACCAAUUUGGAUGGAUCUUUCCACUGUGACUGUGCUGAAGGCUUCACACGCAAAAACAACGUCUGUGUGCAGAAAAAGCUACCCAGUGGUGUGGGUGAGAUGGGUCUGUUUGAGGACGUCCAGGAUGAAGAGGUGGAGGUUCUACAGCAGAUGUUCUUUGGGGUGCUGCUCUGUGCUCUGGCCACCCUGGCUGCUAAAGGAGACAUGGUCUUCACCUCCAUCUUCAUGGGUGGAGUGGCGGCCAUGGCUGGAUACUGGCUCAUAGACAGGGGAGACCACGUAUUGGACAGCUUUCUGAAGGGACGCUAGAACUACACUUCUAUCAAGGACAUAUUACUAUAACCUGUUGUUUCCCGUGUGUAUCAAGAACGGUCCACCACCCAAAGGACAUCCUGCCAACUUGAAACAACUGUGGGAAACCUUGGAGUCAUCAUCCCUGUGGAACAUUUUCAACACCUUGUAGAAUCCAUGCCCCUAAUGCUAGUUAGUAACUUACUUCAAACAGGGGGGAGGGGUGUACUUAAUGUGUUGUACAGUCAAAGUAUGUUUGUACACUAUACAUAUUAAGUUGUCAAUUUCAAAUGAAAAAUGACAGAACUCUCAAUGAUGCAUUAAAUGUUAAAAUACAAUGUGUGUGCGUCUGUGUGUGUGUGCGUUCGUGCGUGUUUGUAGGUAUGCACAGUGAUAUAGCAAACUGUCAACGAAAAGUCUUCAUUACUCUGGUCCACCCUCCUGCUUCUCUUCGGAACUCCUUCAAGACUGUCGCUCUGGAUAAGAGCGUCUGCUAAAUGACUUAAAUGUAAAUGUAAAUGUUGGAAAAGCAUUCCUCAUGAAGCUGGUCGAGAGAAUGCCAAGAGUGUGCAAA